AUGUUUGACGACCAAGACCUGGGUUUCUUCGCCAAUUUCUUGGGCAUCUUCAUAUUUGUUCUGGUAGUAGCAUAUCAUUAUGUAAUGGCUGACCCAAAGUAUGAAGGCAAUUAA
Molecule: messenger RNA, 114 nt
Organism: Ziziphus jujuba (common jujube)
Lineage: Eukaryota; Viridiplantae; Streptophyta; Magnoliopsida; Rosales; Rhamnaceae
Product: dolichyl-diphosphooligosaccharide--protein glycosyltransferase subunit 4A
Exons: 1
Coding region: 1-114 (37 amino acids)
Source: RefSeq, a predicted model, not a curated record